Messenger RNA from Amyelois transitella, 3163 nucleotides. RefSeq lists its product as uncharacterized. The record is from RefSeq and is a predicted model, not a curated record. Lineage: Eukaryota; Metazoa; Arthropoda; Insecta; Lepidoptera; Pyralidae. Gene Ontology annotation, molecular function: transmembrane transporter activity. The transcript has 20 exons. The coding region runs from base 98 to 3106 and encodes 1002 amino acids. Gene Ontology annotation, biological process: transmembrane transport; monoatomic anion transport. Gene Ontology annotation, cellular component: plasma membrane.
GCCUCAUUUACAACUGAAAUCUGUAACAGCGACAUCUUAUCUUGUAUUGUCGUGUGAACAAACAGGCAGGCAGACGUUAGAUAAGUGAUAUUGUACGAUGGAUGUAGAGUUUUUGAAGUUUCGUUUCGAGGAGAAACACGAUGAUGGAACGCCAAGCAAGUGCACCAUCGGAGUACGCCACCUCCAGACAUUAUACAUGAUCGUCAUCUCCAUAGUGGUCGGUCUGCACCGAGGCAGUGUGGGGGUGUCAAUGAUGGCACUCACUGAUGUUACGAGGCAGAAUGACACUUACAUCAAGAUCCACCCUUGGGACAGAUCCACCCAAGGCAUGCUUCUAUUCGCCUUCUUCUUCGGUUACGCGGUCAUGGUCAUACCGGCCGAGUUGUGGUUACGGCGGGUCGGGGGAAAAUACACGCAGACAACAGUGUUAGCUGUCAGUGGAGCAUUGUGUGCCGCUAUGCCAACUAUUAUAAAUAAGGGAAACCGUUCAGCAGUGUUCAGCGCCCAGCUGUUGAUGGGUAUGGCCCAGAGUGGGUUGUCACCGGCCAAUAGGUGUCUCCUGGAUAAGUGGUUACCACCAGAUGAGAAGAACAAGUUUAGCUGGCUAGUUUAUGGUGGAGUACUCUUCGGUAUAAUCAUAAGUUUGCCAGUAGCCGGUCGUCUCUCCGAAGAAGCCCUGGGCUGGGAGCUCAUAUACUACAGCCUAGCUAUGAUAUCUUUAUCCAUGGCAGUGAUAUGCUUUGCUCUGACAGCCAGCUCGCCUGAUGAACACCCAGCUUUGGGAGACAGUGAGAAGGAGUUUAUUGAUUCGGUUGUUACUGCUAAGAACAGGAGUAAUCCAGUGUCGUGGCGAGAAAUCUUCAAAUCACCACAGUUUUGGGGGAUUGCGUUCGCGCAUGUCUUUAGUAAUACUGCAUUCAUAUUUUAUUUGACGGAUGUACCAGUUUUCUUAAGAAAUUUUCAUCUGACCAUAAAACAAAGCGCGUGUUGGUCAGCAUUAACAUUCUUCAUCGUGUGGGCGACGUACAUGAUGAUGAGACCUAUAAUAUCCCUGCUAGUGGCGUGUUUCGUUCCUCAUAGUUACGAAGACAUGAGCUUUAGAAGGCAGCUGGUGAACCCUAGGAAUAUACUAAAUUUUAUUAGUGGUGCAAUAUUUAUUUUCUUGCCAACUUUGUCAGUCUUUGUACCAGAUUCAAUAGUAUCAGCUAUUGUCUUGCUCUUGAUCAUAUCAGCAGCAUUGGGACUUCAGUAUAUAGGUUUUUUGGAAAACAUGUCUGAAGCUACAGAGAAGUACAGAGAAGAUGUCGUGAUGUUAUGUUCUGCCUUCGCCAGCGUCGUGGGCUCCUUCUAUCCUUUGGUGUCCGGCUUUAUCCUUAGAGGCGAUAUUAGCAGUGUAAACACUUGGAGAAAUUUAUUUCUGUUCCUGACCACUCUCUGCGUUGUUUGCAAUCUCAUGUACUUUAAGUUGGCGAGUAGCUAUAAAAUGGAGGUGAACAGCCAAAUUAUGACACGACUAAACAAUACAGAAACCAAAUAUAAAGAAGAAUCAUCUUAUGGAUAUGGAGUACGACAUGUGCAGGCACUAGUAGUUUUUGCAAGUCUUCUAGUAGGAUUCAUAGCAAGAGCACAUCUUGGAGUAAGCAUAGUUGCUAUGACAUACUAUGCACCAAAUAAUGAAAGCCCUAAUACUCUUAAUAAUACAACAGAUUUAGAAAGAAUAUUUAAUAAUGUAACUGAUGAUUUAGAAUAUAAUUCCACUGAAAAUGUCGAUUUAUUAAAAGUGAAUAAAUAUAAUGAUAAAGUCAAUGAUACUGAUGAAAAUAUUAUACUCGUACUUAAUGUAAUGGAAAAUGUUACAAGUGACAAAAAUGGAAUCUUUAAGAAAUACGUUUGGUCGAAACCAAUUCAAGAAAUGAUACUGACAUCAUUUUUCUUGGGUUACUGUGUGAUGCAGUACUUCAUGAGUAUGAUCUCGCAGCGGUGGGGUGGUAAGAUCCCGCUUCAAAUCGGUCUGUUUGUCAAUGGAAUCACAUCUAUUGCUACACCUUGGCUUGCUUAUUGGGGAGGUUGGAAGGCAGUGUGUGCGUGCCGCAUCCUGCAGGGCGUCUCUCAGGGAGGUUUCUUCCCAUCCACUCAAACUUUGCUUUCCGCGUGGGUCCCGCCUAAUGAACUGGCUAGACUUAGCAGUUUUGUUUAUACUGGAACAACCCUAGGGACAGUAUUGGGCUUCCAAAUAGGUGGAGUCUUAUCCGCAACUUGGGGCUGGCCUUCAGUGUUCUGGGGAACCGGUGCUCUCUGUUUCUUGUCGUUCACACUUCUGACUGUGUUCGGAGCGGCCAACCCUCGGGAACAUAAGACUAUUUCUGAUGAAGAAAGGAUUUACAUUACUCGUACGAUGAGUGUUACAAAAAAGAAAUUAACAGUGCCACUGAAGGCUUUGAAGUCCAAGCACACGUGGGCUGUAUUCAGUGCGCACAUCGGAAGCAGCACCGCCUUCGUAUUCAUCUUCAUGCAGUUCCCUUCCUACAUCCACUAUUCACUGGGAGUCAACGUUAAGAAUAGUGGCCUGUUUUCUUCUCUCCCAUAUGUGGUGAGUUUCUUUGCGGCCAUACUCUACGGGAUAUUGUCUGAUUUUCUGACUAACAGGAAAAUUCUUAGCGUCAAAAAUGCAAGGAGAACAUUUAAUACAUUGGCUCAAAUUGGCACGGCUGUGUGUCUGGUGGCUUUGUCUUACACAAAAAAUGUGGGGUUAGCUGUGGGAUUACUGGUCAUAGUGCAAGCUACCCAUGUCGCAACUCAUGUCGGAUGGAUGGUGAACUAUAUAGAUCUAACGCCGAACUACAGCGGCGCCCUACUCGCUAUCGGGAACACUCUGAUGAAUAUGUUCUCUUUGCUAUUGCCAGUGCUCGUUUCCAAUAUCGUGAUCGAUGUGGCAAAUCAGAGUCAAUGGCGCGUUAUGUUUUACUUGAUGGCGGGCUUCGUUCUCAUAACUAAUGUUAUUUUUGUACUAUUCAUGUCUUCUGAGAGGCAGCCAUACGAUAACCCACACCCUCAAAACGCAGAUUCUGAAAACAUUUCAAUGGAAAAGAAUAAAAAGAUUGGUUAACGAAAUUAAUUGUGUUUUGUUUUCAAUAAAAUUGACCUUGACCUCACUGUUACUUCA